Messenger RNA from Calidris pugnax (ruff), 2154 nucleotides. RefSeq names its product leucine rich repeat containing 4 (gene LRRC4). Gene Ontology annotation, molecular function: protein binding. Gene Ontology annotation, cellular component: glutamatergic synapse; plasma membrane; postsynaptic density membrane. The transcript has a single exon. The record is from RefSeq and is a predicted model, not a curated record. Bases 68 to 2098 code for a protein of 676 amino acids. NCBI's taxonomy places the organism in Eukaryota, Metazoa, Chordata, Aves, Charadriiformes, Scolopacidae. Gene Ontology annotation, biological process: postsynaptic density protein 95 clustering; synaptic membrane adhesion; excitatory synapse assembly.
GCCACUUUCUCCCUUUUUUCACGCCGACAUCCCCCCAGAGGAUGGUGAAUGAUGAACGUGCCACAUCAUGAAGCUCUUGUGGCAGGUAACUGUGCACCACCACCACCACCGUCACCACCACCACCACCAUCCUCCUCCUCCUCACCGUCACCGCGCUGGUGGACCUGCCCUGGUCUCCUACUUGACCCUCCACGCUUGGAUACUCUACGUGGCCGCCGCCUCCCCCGGACCCCAAAGUUGUCCUUCCGUCUGCUCUUGCAGUAACCAGUUCAGCAAGGUGGUCUGCACCCGGCGGGGCCUGGCCGAGGUGCCCCCCGGCAUCCCUUCCAACACCCGUUAUCUCAACCUCAUGGAAAACAACAUCCAGAUGAUCCAAGCGGACACCUUCCGGCACCUGCACCACUUGGAGGUCCUGCAGUUGGGCAGGAACUCCAUCCGGCAGAUCGAGGUCGGGGCCUUCAACGGUUUGGCCAGCCUCAACACCUUGGAGCUCUUCGACAACUGGUUGACCGUCAUCCCCAGCGGGGCCUUCGAGUACCUCUCCAAGCUACGGGAGCUGUGGUUGAGGAACAACCCCAUCGAGAGCAUCCCCUCCUACGCCUUCAACCGGGUGCCCUCCCUCAUGCGCCUGGACCUGGGCGAGCUGAAGAAGCUGGAGUACAUCUCCGAGGGGGCUUUCGAAGGGUUGUACAACCUCAAGUACCUCAACCUGGGGAUGUGCAACAUUAAGGACAUGCCCAACCUGACGCCCUUGGUGGGCUUGGAGGAGCUGGAGAUGUCGGGCAAUAACUUCCCCGAGAUCAAACCCGGCUCCUUCCAUGGGCUCAAGUCCCUCAAGAAGCUCUGGAUCAUGAACUCGCAGAUCAACCUGAUCGAACGCAACGCCUUCGACGACCUGACGGCGCUGGUGGAGCUCAACCUGGCCCACAACAACCUCUCCUCCCUGCCCCACGACCUCUUCGCCCCUCUGCGCUACCUGGUGGAGCUCCACCUGCACCACAACCCUUGGGACUGCGACUGCGACAUCCUCUGGCUCUCCUGGUGGUUGAGGGAGUACAUCCCCACCAACUCCACCUGCUGCGGGCGCUGCCAUGCCCCCCUCCACAUGCGGGGCAGGUUCCUGGUGGAGGUGGACCAGACCUCCUUCCAGUGCUCGGCGCCCUUCAUCAUGGACGCCCCCAUGGACCUCAACAUCUCGGAGGGGCGGGUGGCCGAGCUCAAGUGUCGAACUCCUUCCAUGUCCUCCGUUAGGUGGUUGUUGCCUAACGGGACGGUCCUGAGCCACGCCUCCAGCCACCCCCGCAUCUCCGUCCUCAACGACGGCACCUUGAACUUCUCCCACGUCUUGUUGACGGACACCGGGGUCUACACCUGCAUGGUGACCAACGUGGCGGGGAACUCCAACGCCUCGGCCUACCUCAACGUGAGCACGGCCGAGCUCAACACCUCCAACUACAGCUUCUUCACCACCGUCACGGUGGAGACCACCGAGAUCUCCCCGGAGGACAUCUCCCCUAAGUUCACCAAGCCGGUCCCCACCACCUCGACGGGUUACCAACCGGCCUACACCACCACCACCACCGUUUUGGUCCAAACCACCCGGCCACCCAAACAGGUGGCCCUCCCCACCGCCGAGGCGGGCGAUAGGAUGCAAACCAGCUUGGACGAGGUGAUGAAGACCACCAAGAUCAUCAUCGGUUGCUUCGUGGCCGUCACCUUGCUGGCGGCCGCCAUGCUCAUCGUCUUCUACAAACUCCGCAAGCGACACCAGCAGCGCAGCACCGUGACGGCCGCCCGGACGGUGGAGAUCAUCCAGGUGGACGAGGACAUCCCACCACCCUCCACGGCCACCACCGCCGCCGCCGCCGCCACCACCACCACCACCGCCGGGGGGGCCACCCCGGGAGCAGGUGAGGGGGCGGUGGUGCUGCCCGCCAUCCAUGACCACAUUAACUACAACACCUACAAACCCCCCCACGGGGCCCACUGGACAGAGAACAGCCUGGGCAACUCUCUGCACCCCCCCGGCACCACCCUGGCCGAGCCCUAUAUAAUCCAGACCCACACCAAGGACAAGGUCCAGGAGACCCAGAUAUGACUGCAGUUUUGGGUUUGGUUUUUGGUUUUUUUUUUUUUUUUGGGAGGGGGAGGGGG